Monoraphidium neglectum is the source of this 2211-nucleotide messenger RNA. RefSeq lists its product as hypothetical. The coding region runs from base 1 to 2211 and encodes 736 amino acids. The record is from RefSeq and is a predicted model, not a curated record. The transcript is spliced from 2 exons. Lineage: Eukaryota; Viridiplantae; Chlorophyta; Chlorophyceae; Sphaeropleales; Selenastraceae.
AUGGAUCCGGCCGUCCAGGCCAUGGCAGAUCGCGUGGAGGCGGCGCUCGCGCUCGUCUGCGACCCCGCAUUGCGCACCGCUGCUCGCCGCCGGGAAGGCGCCUCAACAACACGGCGCCUGCUCUUUAUAGCAACCACAGGAAUUGAAACGGCAUGCGCGGCGCUGCCGCAGGGGCUGCUGCUGCGGCCCGCGGCCAUCGCAUCUCUCCGGGCAAUAAUGGUUGACGAGUCAGCCAGCAUCCUGGAGUCAGACCUGGCAAUCGCCACCUGCACCUGCUUCCUCAAGGCGCCCAGCUGCUUGCGCCAGAUGGCGGACGCGGGUUACGCCCAGGCUCUCAUGCGUUUGGCAGCGCGCGGCGCCUGCAGCGGCACGCCGCUCGGCCAGGCGUGCUUAGUCAUGCACGCCCUGUGCAUGUGCAGCCCCUCAGUGAGGCGCGACCUCCUCAUGAUGCCUGAGGACGCGGCCGGCGUCCUCAUCUCCGCGGCAAAGGCCCCGAGGAUACAGCAGCGCGCGGGAGUGGGCGGGCCGCUGCUGAUGCUUGGGGUGCUGUCGCGCGAUCGUCGGGAGCACGGCAGCGGGGACAGCUCGGCGGCGACGGCCGCGGAGGCGGCAGCAGCCGCGGAGGUUGCGGAGAGAAUAGCGGGGGACAGCGCUUUGAUGGAGGUCGUGCGCCGCCACCUGGCCGGCAACGGCGGCAUGUUCGAGCCAGCGUUGCGGCUGGUCGAGUCCUUGCUGAGCCACCACGCGCGCCGCCGCCCGCGGGAGGCCGCCGCUGCCGCGCUCGGCGACGGGUCGUCCGUGCUGCGCUGCGGCGGCGGGGUGCGGCUGGGCGACCCUCAUUUGGAGAACAGGAUCUCGGUGCUGGCGCCGCUCCUGGCCACGUGCGGCGAUGUACAGCGCGCGGCCGUGGCAGAUGCUGUAGUCAAGCACGGCUUCAUCGGACACCUGCUCAGGGCGCUGACCGACCCAAGCUUCAACAUCAAGUGCAAAGCCAUCUCCGUGCUUGUCGAGCUCUGCGACUGCCCCCUCUCCUGCGCGGCCGUCUGCGCGCACCCGGCGGCGCUCGCCUCGCUCGCCGGCGCGAUGCGCGCCGCCGGCGCGGCGGUGGGCGCCGCGGGCGGCGACGAGGCGCGCGGGUUUGCGUCGCUCGCGAACGACGCGCUGCUGGGGAUCCGCCUCCUGAUCGCGCACAGCGCCGCCGCAGGGGACGCGUUUGCCGCGAUGGCGCUGGCCCCGUCUGGCUCGGGCAUCUUAGAUGAGGUCGCGCGGCAGCUGGCGACGCCCGUACUGCACCCGCACCCACGCCUCGGCGCCCGUCGCUACCUGCGAGUGCUGUACGCCGCCGCCACCGCCCUCGACGCCAUCACGCGCGCCGCGCGCGGCGGCGGCCGGCUCGCGGCGCUGCGGACGAGGCGACCGCUUGUGCGCGGGGCAGCCCAGGCGCUGGUGCGGGUCGCGGAUGACUUUCGCAGGGACGAGCACCCGCGUGGCGGGGGCCCGCCAGAGCAGAACGAGGAUUGGGUAUUGGACGCGGCCGAAAUGCUCUUGGCCGCGCUGGACCGCCUCACGGACGCCACCGCAGACGACGGCGGCGCCGACGCCGCGCUCGGGGCGCUGCGUGAGAGCGGGCCCGAGGCGCUCCAGACUUUCACGGACGCGGCGGUGCGCGCCGCCGGCGCGCUCCUGGCUGUGCGGUCAGACGGCGGCCCGGGCGCGGAGGCGUAUGAGCAGAGGCUACUGCAAGACGAGGCGUUGGCGGCUGAUAUGCCUUUGCGCUUGGCAAUGCGCUUCGAGGAUCUGCAGCAGCAGCAGCAGCAGCAGCAGGAGCAGCCUCACGGCUUGGCUGGGAGCACCAUCAGCAACGGCUGCGGGCGGCGCGGUCGCGCGGCAGGCGCGGCACCCUCAGCAGCGGGUGCGGCAGCAGUUUCGGGCCGUGAGCGGCGGGGAACGGGGUCCUCCAGCAGCGGCAGCCACGCUCUGCCAGUCAUUGGCGAAAGGUCCGGGCAGGGGCUUGGGCGCGCAGGCGGCGAUAGGUGCGCGGCGUGCGGCAAGACGCCCGCGGACGGCGUGCGGCUGCGCUUGUGCCGCGGCUGCCGCUCGGUGCGCUACUGCAGCCUGGCGUGCAUGCGCAGCGCCUGGCCCGGCCACCGCCAGGCAUGCCAAGAGAGGCAGGCAGCAGCCAGCGCGGCUGCCGCACCACAGACUGUUUGA